Messenger RNA from Chara braunii, 2832 nucleotides. The record is from the annotation of a GenBank genome assembly. NCBI's taxonomy places the organism in Eukaryota, Viridiplantae, Streptophyta, Charophyceae, Charales, Characeae.
AUGGUUAUCAAAUAAUGCCGGUCCUGUAUACCUUACCAAGAGAGGGCGGCACAAAGGCCUGGAGAACCCCUACACCCAAGGUUAAAAAGGGAAGUGGGUGCGGUCGUACACCUGAACCUGUUAUUCAUGCCAGCAGGGGAGAAUGGGUGUAACUACAUCUUCGAUGCAUGGGAUAACCUUACUGGGUCUGUGGAUGGACGAGCUAUCCGGACGAAGACUGGCCCGGUUUUGGCGAACUGCAUCAAGGAGUACUACCUGCGGUACCCUUUUAUCAGGGAGUUCGUGAUGGAUCGAUGGUCAGAGUUUACCUGCAAUGAGGUGAGGACGUUGCUUGUAGGGUCUGACUUUUCAAAGACAGCCAUGCAGAGGGGCGGGAGGGGCGCGCGGCCACGACAGGGGCCUCAGGGAGCAUCAGGAGGGGAUGACUCGCGCAGACCGGUUGGGAGGGAGUCUACACCUAUCUUCGACGACGGUAACACAGAGCUUUUUCUGGACUCCUACCGGGCACAUGCGACACGGGAGGGUUGGUCUACCUUGGAGAGGAUACGACACCUGAGGGGAGUUGGGCGCUUCGAAGAGCCUAUUGCGCACAUUCGAGAGGAGGCGUUGACAUGGCAGGAUGUGGAGGCGAGGAUGCAGAUGCUGAGGGCUUUGCCGAUGAGACCGGAUGGAUUGCCUAUUCGAUUGGAGGAAAGCAAUGCGGAGGAGUUCAUCCCGGCCUAUGAGCAGUAUAUGCACGACCAGGGGACUGGGCAGGAGGAGUGGAUGCAGAUGCUGCCCCUCUGGACACGGAGGGCGGGGAGGUCGUUGGCGAGGCAGAUCCGAGACAGGGCACACGACUGGGAGGACUGCCAGGCCCAGUUGGAGGCUCAUCUCGACGCGUCCCAGUGGGGGGCGUCACAGCUGGGAGCGGACCAGAGCGGACCGGCCCGGUAUGAGCCAAUAGAGGAUGAGCCAGAGAAGGAGCCACCCGAGCCGGGGCCUGAGGCAAGGUCUCGCGAACCCAAGGAGCCACAGACUGAGGGGGUUAUCACUGUUGGGGAUGAUACCCCUCCUCCUACCCCGAUUCCAGAACAGGCACGACAGUAUUGGCCUAAAGGAAUUCCUGAGCCGGACAGCGAGGAGGUAUUGGGGCCCCCACCGGAAGCUACUACGCCACCCCCAACGCAGGCGGAGCCAGAGGGGGGCGAGAGGGCGAGGGCACCUACCACUGUGGCGCCGCAACCGACUGAGCCUACAGGUGCACGAAUGGAAGUGGAGGUGCCAACCUCCGGUGAGCCUCCGCCAGGGCCGCCACCCGUAGAAGAGGGGACUAGUGAGAGAGAUCCACUGCGAGAGGGCCACGAGGCGAGGACAGGGAAGCCACCGGGGGAGACGAAAGAAGAGAAGCGCGCGAGGGUGCAGGUACGCCUCGAGGAGCUAUACCAGGAAAAGCUUAGGAUGGAGGCCGCAGGAGAACCACCAAAGCCGCCAAUUGACCCUCCGACGAGCGAGCGGAGGAUUAAUGAGGCCUGGGCCGGCUAUGAGAGCGAGAGGGAUGCUGCUCGCCUGAGGUCGCGAGAGGCGGGACUGGGGAGUGCAAGAUUGGGCGAGGCACGAGAAACAGAGGACUUGGGAUUUUCAGCCGCCAGGAUGGAGAUUGAGCGUGCAGAUAGGAGGAUAGGUGAGGUGGCGGUCUCGUCCUUCCAACGGUACUCCAUGCCCAGCGAUGAGUUGGCGGCCUCGAGGUUAGAGGUGGGACAGUUGUCCACCCAACUGGCAGAAGAGAGGGCAGAAAACCAGGGGUGGAGGACCCGCAUGAGAGCCAAGGAGGCGGAGUGGGAGAAGAGGCUCCAGGGCGUGGCGGCGAUGGUAGAAAGGCGCUCGGCCACUAAGGUGAUCGACUGGACGGAGCAGAGUCGGUAUGGUAUUCAGGGGAAGGAGGUACAGGGGCUCUUUGGCCAGGAAGGAACGACGGAGACGCCACAGCCAGAGGGAAUGGGGAAGGGACCCCAACCUCCGGUGGAGGAAGGGGUCCCCACAGAGGAGUCCCCUACGAUCCUUUUGGAGGUGAAGGAGGGUGCCCUUACGGGAGUAGCAGCAUCCACUGAGCCGGAGGCAAUGGGGGGAGAGACGUCUCGACCGGAUGAGUUGGUGGUAGCUAUGGAGUUAGACAUGCCGUCAGGAGAACCUCAGAGACAGAAGACCCCGGAGCGCGUGCCAGAGAUAGGGGAGCUGAGGACGCAGUUGGGCUCUUGGGCUACUGGAGCUAACUCGGGAGAGCACAUUUCAGAGCAGCAGCAGGAAGUUAUGAGUGAGCCAGCGACUGCCGUGACUCCCCAGCCUUCCGACCUGCAUAGGGACGAGGGGGUGACUGCAAUGGGAGGAGUCCGCGAGGGUAGGCCAGUGAGAUUGGACACUCUAGUGUACCGACCCGGGGGAGAUGAGACGCUAGCAGGGCCGAGUACCCAGAUGAUGGAGGCAAGGCCGGCAGAGUCAUGGAGUAUGCCCCAGAGCCACGAGAUGAGCAGGGAAACUAGCGAGACGCCGCUGCUGCCUGGAUCCCAGAAGAAGAAGAGGAGGUGUCGGGGGAGAUCAAACGAUCAGUGCUUCUUCUGUAAGGAUGGCGUACAUAGAGCUCUUGAAUGCCCAAAGUUCCUUAAGGACAAGGCGGCUGGGAGAGUGACAGAGAGUGGUGGGAGGAUGUACGACCGACAGGGGCGAGUGGUAGAGCGGGCUCCAGAUGGGUGUAGGGCAUAGUUAUAUAGACAAAACCAGGAGGCUAUGAGUGAGUAGGGGCUGGUCCGUCUAUAUGACAGUAGGAUUAGAGUUCCUCUGUGCGCAAAGACCGUG